AUGCAAAUCUCUUUCUCUGCUGUUCUCUCCAUCUUGUCCGCUUCUGCCUGUCUCUUGACCGCUCAAGCUGCUCCUGUUGCCUCCAAUCUUCAAGCUCGUAGUUCUCAAUCUGGUGAUGCCACUUACUACGCUGUUGGUUUAGGCUCUUGUGGUGAAACUAGCUCUGAUGAUGAAAUGGUUGCUGCUUUGUCUAGUUCCUUGAUGGGUGGAUCCAACAGUGAUCUGUGUGGCAAGUCUAUCACUGUAAAGUCUGCUUCCGGCUCUGUUACUCUCAAGGUAGUUGAUUCUUGCCCUGGUUGCUCAGAAGGUGAUGUCGAUAUGAGUGAAGCUGCUUUCAAGAAGCUCGGUCAACUCGAUGAAGGCCGUAUCCCCAUCACUUGGUCUCUCUAA
This is a messenger RNA of Mucor velutinosus, 390 nucleotides long. Its product is annotated as acetyl-coenzyme A synthetase 2. Lineage: Eukaryota; Fungi; Mucoromycota; Mucoromycetes; Mucorales; Mucoraceae. The transcript has a single exon. The record is from RefSeq and is a predicted model, not a curated record. The coding region runs from base 1 to 390 and encodes 129 amino acids.